Molecule: messenger RNA, 2945 nt
Organism: Ochotona curzoniae (black-lipped pika)
Lineage: Eukaryota; Metazoa; Chordata; Mammalia; Lagomorpha; Ochotonidae
Gene: GUCD1
Product: guanylyl cyclase domain containing 1
Exons: 7
Coding region: 146-868 (240 amino acids)
Source: RefSeq, a predicted model, not a curated record
CUUUUCCUCACCGUGGCGGCGGCGGCCAGGGCCACGGCGACAGCGGCUGGUUUCCCUACGCGUUAGCUGCGCUCCUGCACCGGCCGGACGUGAAGCUGCAGCCCGCACCGGGCCGGGGCCAUGGGCGCCCCGCGCUGCCCGGGUCAUGAGGACGGAGGCGGAGGCAGCGGGGUCGCCGCUCGAACCGGUGGACUUUGUGCAGUUACCUGUGCCCAUCAUCCAGCAACUCUACCACUGGGACUGUGGCCUGGCCUGCUCCAAGAUGGUGCUACGGUACCUGGGCCAGUUGGACGAUGGGGAGUUUGAGAAUGCCCUGCAGGAGCUGCGCCUGACCCGGAGCAUCUGGACCAUCGACCUGGCCUAUCUAAUGCGCCACUUCGGCGUGAGGCACCGCUUCUGCACCCAGACGCUGGGUGUGGACAAGGGCUACAAGAACCAGUCCUUCUACAGGAAGCACUUUGAUACCGAGGAGACCCGGGUGAACCAGCUGUUUGCACAAGCGAAAGCCUGCAAGGUGCUGGUGGAGAAAUGCGCUGUGAGCAUUCAGGAUAUCCAGGCCCACCUGGCCCAGGGCCACGUGGCCAUCGUGCUUGUGAACUCCGGAGUGCUGCACUGCGACCUGUGCUCCAGCCCCGUCAAGUACUGCUGCUUCGCCCCCAGAGGCCACCGCUGCUUCUGCCGCACCCCCGACUACCAGGGCCACUUCAUCGUGCUGCGCGGCUACAACCGGGCCACCAGCUGCAUCUUCUACAACAACCCAGCCUAUGCCGACCCAGGCAUGUGCAGCACCAGCAUUAGCAACUUCGAGGAGGCCAGGACCAGCUACGGCACGGAUGAGGACAUCCUCUUUGUCUAUCUAGACAGCUGAUAGAGGGAGCCUGCUGUGCCCAGGCUCUCGGAUCCUGCCCCUCCACCCUGCUGUCCGUCCACCCCCAGCCCUCAGCCAGGCUGAACGCAGGAGCUGCAGCCUCAGCUGUCUGACAAAGCCCUCCUCCCCUUCACCUUCUCCCCCGGGGGAACUCUGGGAGCCGGGCACAGCCAGCCUCGCCUGCCAGCUGUUGUGUGCGCUCAUGCCACCAGCCCCGUACCGAGGCACCUGUCUGUGUGGUUGCUGGGGCUCUGAAGUGAACCUCUCCCAGGACUCCAAGCCAGACUCCAUCACAGCCCCUGAGGGAGUCCCUGUGGCCUUCAAGCGGGACCCCAGGAGAAGAGGAGGGACCUGAACCUGCCUCCCUACACACCUAGAGAGGACUGAGCCACUGGCGGCUCGUCAAACAAUGUCUGUGUUUCCUGGGAACCUGCCCUCCUGGUCUCCGCUCAUCCACACAACAUGUGUGUUUAUAGGGAGAUGCAGCUGAUCCUGGGCUUUGAUGGCCUACAAGUGCUGCAGACCCCAUGUGGACCACAUGGAUGCUACAUCACUGUCACCUCUCGCCUCUCUCUAGGCCCAAGUCACCAAAGACACUCCGCCUGGCGGAGCCCUCAUCCCUGGGGACGCCGGGGCCUCCUGCCACCCUCUAGGGAGCCCAGCUCCGUGGGCUGAAGGGAGGGUCCUCAUGGGGUGGGCCUGAGAAUAAACAGCAUCUGGGCCUCAGGGCACGGUGGCAGCCAGGGAUCUCCUGACAGCCAGAAUGCCAACAGCAGAACCCAUCUUCUGGGUGUAAGGGGGCCCCAGCUCUCGAGAGAGGGUGCUAGGGUCUAUAGUCCUGCGGUGGCAACAGAGGGCAACCUGGGUCUAAUGCCAAGACUUUGGGCUUUGUGGAUCCCUGAGUGCCCUCCAUCUUGACCGAGGGGUGCCAGGUGCCUUCCCAGGAUCAGACAGCACAAGUAUUGUAGCCUGGAACCAUUUCUUCCCAUUUCUCUUCUCUUUUGUGCAGAGCUGUUUGGGGUUUGUUUCUGUGGAGUGUGUGUGUGUGUGUGUGUGUGUGUGUGUGUAUGGGGGGGUUGGUUUUUUUUUCUUCAGAUUUCACUUUUUUGCUUUUUGGGGAGUAAGGGUGCCUUCCGAUGAGAUAAUAAUAGUGAGGUUGCAGGUACUGUGGCACCACUAGCACCUCUUCCACACGACAGGUCGGCCAGUCCAUGUCUGUCUGCCCCUUCCCCCUCACCCAGUCCAAGGAGAGCCAGCCCACAACAUGGUACAGCUGGGCCAUGGGCACCCAGGUGUGGACCUGAGGAAUAAGGCAAGCCCACUCCUGCACUCCUGGAACUUGGUCUGUGGGUACCUGAGGCAUAGCAUGGUGGUGGCUGCUGUCCCAAUCCCCCAGCUACCCAGGGCUGUCGGCCCACUCAGUCCCAUCACUCCUGGGCACCAGGUACAGCCUUGGUUGGCCAGAUGAUCUCCCAGGGUUUCAGAGACUUCGUGUUGGCGUCAGGCUGGUCUGUCUCAUUUCCAUUGCCUUAAUAAUACCAAGUGGCCCAAGGCAUGAGGAAACUCCAAGACCUGAAGCCCCAGGCGGACCAUGUGUGUCCUGCUGUGACCAUGGACAUCCUCAGACAAGCAGAACUGAGUGAGCCAAUGGAGGACACAAAGCUGUCAGGCCAGCUGGAUGAGAACGAGGCGCCAGGGGCACAGAGCUGGCCCGGAGGACGGCUGCUCCAGUGCAGGCUACACAUUAAAGGCACCUGUCCAUCCACAAGACCCCAUUUUCCUGAGGCGAGACCUGGAGAACAGUGUGAGCACACACACCACCACCACCCUUCACGUGUCGGUCAUGAAAAUGGGACUGAAAACAAAAAACAGCCUGCACAAUCAGGGACUGUGUCACGUGACACCCACAUGCUGGGGACGGGGCAUCAUGGCCAUCAGCCACACAAGGACAGUCUAGUCACAGGGCUAGGGGUGGGGAGGGGGGGGACAAAAGGGUUCUUUUGCAUUGCAGAGGUUUUAUACAUAAAAUAUAUUUUGUUUGUAAUGAGCCAUUCUCAAUAAAUGUUCUCACUGUGUA